This is a messenger RNA of Balearica regulorum gibbericeps (East African grey crowned-crane), 1825 nucleotides long. The record is from RefSeq and is a predicted model, not a curated record. NCBI's taxonomy places the organism in Eukaryota, Metazoa, Chordata, Aves, Gruiformes, Gruidae.
GUGAGUUAGUGGAUGGCUGAAAGUUGGCUUGACCAUUGAGUUGCUGAAAUGUUUUGCUGCUUUAGAGCCGUGAAAAGGUUAUGUCUGGAGAAGAUAUUGCUGCAAAGCAUUCUGCAGUCAAGAACUUUGUCAGGAGCUGAUGCCAUCAAUGCUCUCAGACCUUUCUAUUUUGCUGUGCAUCCAGAUUUCUUUGGCCAGCAUCCCAAAGAGAGGGAAGUAAAUGAAAACUCUCUGAAGAGGUUAAAUGGCUACUUGGAGAAUCUACAGAAACCAGGAUUUCGCUCCUUUAAGCCAACUCAGCUUACUUUUUAUGUAAGAGAAAGAGAACCAAACUCUUCUAAUGUUCAAGAAUCCUUCAGUGCUUCAGGGUUUCGAGCAGUCAGUUUUACAUUACAUACUAGGGAUCUCCUGAGCACAGUAUUAGAUAUUCUCAACUCCUGCAGUUUAUCUACGGAGCAUGUUCAAAGUUUGAAUGUGAACUCUCAGCCCCACAAGGAAGCAAAAGGCACACUCAACAGACCUAUCAAAUGGGAUAAGACUUACUAUUCAUUUACUGGAUUCAAGGACCCUGAGGAGGAACUAGAACAAGCCCAGAGAGUGGAAACAACUUUAAUAUCCUGGCUAGAUGAUAAUGAAGCAAGUGCAGUAAAAAAGCUGAAAAAGAGUUUGCCACUUAGAAAAGAACUAGAACGUUUAAAAUUUGAACUUUCUCAUCAACUCCAGCUCUCAGAUAUCAGGUGGCAGAGAAGCUGGGGUAUUGCUCACCGCUGUAGCCAACUACACAGUCUAGGUCGCUUGGUCCAACAGAGACCUGAAGUAUUAAAGAAUGUUAAAGGACGCACGGUAGUAUUUACAGACCGUUCAGGUAUGAGCGCAGCAGGCCACAUAAUGCUGGGGACCAUGGAUGUUCACCAUCACUGGACCAAAAUUUUUGAGAGAUUGCCAAAUUAUUACAAACUUCAAAAAAGGCUACUGUUCUUGGAAGAUCGGAUAAGCCAACUUCUGGGAGGCAUACAAGUAAUAUAUAUUGAAGAACUGCAACCCCUAUUGACUCUAGAAGAGUACUACGAGACUCUGGACUCUUUCUAUAAUAAAUUACGUGACAGUAGACUACCUUUUCAUCCUCGCAGUCUGCGAGGCUUGCAAAUGAUUCUGGAAAGUGACAGAUAUGCACCAAGCUUACAUGAAUUUGGACACUUUAUGAUCCCAACAGUUUGUGAUCCAGCAACCCUUCAAUGGUUUAUUUUUGCCAAAGCACAGGAAGCAAGAGAGAAUCUGAAAAGAAAGGAAGAGAUGAUGAUUACAGAAAAAGAGCUCAUCGAUACUUCCACUGAAAAAUUUUCUUUGGAUCGGCUGUAUAAGGAACCCAGUGUUUCCAGUGCACAGAUGAUAGAUUGUUGUAAGCGACUGCUGGAAGAAUCAUUGCCAUACCUACAAGGCAUGCACCUUUGCGUUUCGCACUUCUACUCUGUGCUGCAGGAUGGAGACCUGUGUAUACCUUGGAACUGGAAAAACUGAGGACAUAUCUGAUAGUCAGAUGAAUUGUUUAUUUUCUGUAAGAGGCUAUAAAUAUGAAUGUUUUUAAGAGUAAAUUAUUUAAAUCUGUAUUUUGAUAUCAGUAUUCAACCCACAAAUUUUCUUUAACUGCUACUCAAAAAGGAUUGGAGUCCUUGACGAUUUGCACAAUGCGCAGUAUUGCCGGUUCUAGGAAAGACACCUGUACAUUCUCCAUACUACUGUAGGAGUCCCAGUGUAUGGUAGCAGUUGUGAAACCACAUUUUUGUAGUGAAUGAUGAAAAUAUAUUAAAUUGCAAGUCUGCAAAAA